AUGGAGAAUAUUAGAGAAGCCAAAUUUGAGGCCUAUCAGAAAUUGAUGACAGUUGGUCUUGAAAAGUGGGCCCAAUCAAAGUGCCCUGUCCGCCGGUAUAGUUGUUUGACAUCGAAUGCUGCUGAGUCAUUUAACGGUAGAUUGUUGUGGGCUAGACGUCUCCCGAUUUGUUUAUUGAUUGAGGGGAUCCGGAUGGUUAUCGAAAAAUGGUUUGACGAAAGACACGAAGCUGCAAAGUCUAUUCAACAAGAUAUCACUCCAGAAGCACAUAGAAAACUAACGGAGGAAAUGGAGAAAGCACGUAGGUAUGAUGUUGUGCCCACAUCAGAGUCGGUGUAUAAAGUCAAGGAUGGCAGAUCCACUAUCAUGGUUGACCUUGAUUCUGUAAGUGCCAAGAGUGGAACAUGA
Molecule: messenger RNA, 408 nt
Organism: Salvia miltiorrhiza (redroot sage)
Lineage: Eukaryota; Viridiplantae; Streptophyta; Magnoliopsida; Lamiales; Lamiaceae
Exons: 1
Coding region: 1-408 (135 amino acids)
Source: RefSeq, a predicted model, not a curated record